Messenger RNA from Daucus carota subsp. sativus, 399 nucleotides. RefSeq lists its product as uncharacterized. The record is from RefSeq and is a predicted model, not a curated record. The transcript has a single exon. Lineage: Eukaryota; Viridiplantae; Streptophyta; Magnoliopsida; Apiales; Apiaceae. Bases 1 to 399 code for a protein of 132 amino acids.
AUGGAUUUUCCAUUGCUGAGCCCCCUGGUUUUGUCAAUUGGGCUUCUUUUCAGCUUCUCUGCAUUGCUUGUUCAAUCCCUGGAGAAAGACGAGGACCCUGUUAAGCCUCACCGCUCACCGCCUCAAAUGCCACCUCCCCCGGUGUCUCCACCUCCACCAUUGCCUCAUCAUCAUCAUAUAUCCCCACCACCGCCUCAUAAGAAGAAUUCCCACCAUACCAAUCAGCCUAUAAAGAGUGAUAGGUCUCGAAAUGGUGGAGGUCACAAGAGAAAAAAUCGUGAUUUGGGAAAGAAAGUUGGGUUAUGGUUUAUUGGUGUAGCAGCUGGAUUGCAAGUUUGUGUGCUCGGGUUCUUGGUACACCAGAGAUGGCAAUUUUUCGGAGAGCAAGACUUCUUAUAG